Suillus subaureus is the source of this 1809-nucleotide messenger RNA. RefSeq names its product peptidase S8/S53 domain-containing protein. The transcript is spliced from 10 exons. Lineage: Eukaryota; Fungi; Basidiomycota; Agaricomycetes; Boletales; Suillaceae. The record is from RefSeq and is a predicted model, not a curated record. The coding region runs from base 1 to 1809 and encodes 602 amino acids. Gene Ontology annotation, molecular function: tripeptidyl-peptidase activity; serine-type endopeptidase activity. Gene Ontology annotation, biological process: proteolysis.
AUGAAGUUCGUCACUCUGCUUGUGCUCCCCUUCGCGGCUGCUCUCGCUAGCACUGUACCCUUCAAGGGCUGCAAGCAAAAGGUGAAAGAGAGCAUCCACGGUCCGCCCCACGGGUGGUACAAGCAUGCUCCUGCACCAAAGCACCACAUGCUUGAGCUCAAGAUUGCUCUUCCCCAGCCCAAGUUCCCGGAACUUGAGCAGCACCUUUGGGAAGUAAGUGAUCCAAGCCACGCACGUUACGGGGCGUACUUGUCGAAGCAGGAGACCGAAGCACUCAUGGCUCCCCACCCUGAGACUCUGGACAUUGUCAGCGAAUGGUUGGCCUUACACGGUCUGGCAGAAGAAGAUGUUGUCCGUUCAUCUGCACGCGAUUGGGUUACUAUUCGUGUCCCGGUCGGUCUCGCAGAAGAGAUGCUGGAUACUACUUACCAUGUUUACGAGCAUGCUGAGACCGGAGAGAGCAUCGUCCGGACUACGAGCUACAGUCUCCCUGACAUCUUGCACCGUCAUGCUGAUCUUAUUCAGCCUACGACUAUGUUCGCUCGUUUCAAGGCGUUUAAGAGUACACUGCACUGGGCCAACCAGGCGCAAUCUGCGGUCUCAUACCCGCCGGGCGAAACAAUCACAGGGCCUGCAGGCAAUCCCGUCGAUGCGAGCUGCAACUCCACGAUCACCCUUUCUUGCUUGAGGCAGUUGUAUAAUGCAGAGGACUAUACAACAACUGCCACGAACUGCAACAAACUGGGUAUCACCGGUUAUCUUGCCCAGUAUGCCAACAAUAAGGACCUUCAGCAAUUCUACCAGGCCCAAAAUCCUUCUGCCUACGGUUCAAAUUACACUUUGGUUUCCAUUCAUGGCGGAAAGAACAAUCAGAGUUAUGCGGCAGCAGGUGGAGAAGCCAACCUUGACACUCAGUUUGGUUUUGGACUCGUAUGGCCCACUCCCGGAACGUUCUACACGACUGGUGGCGAGCCCCCUUUCAUCCCCUCCCUGGCGUCGCCGAAUAAUACAAAUGAACCAUACACACACUGGCUUGACUACUUACUUUCACAGGAUGAUAUACCCCAGACAAUCUCUACCAGUUACGGUGAUGAUGAGCAAACUGUCCCGUACACCUACGCGGUCCGCGUUUGCGCUGGCAUGGCGUCUCUCGGUGCUCGUGGGGUCUCUUUGUUGUUCUCCUCUGGUGAUGGUGGUGUUGGUGUUGGUAAUGGCAACCCUGCCAGUGGUCAGAAAUGUAAAUCCAAUGAUGGGCGCAACGUUACAAAAUUCCUGCCGAUGUUCCCCGCUUCCUGCCCAUACGUGACUGCCGUUGGUGGUACUACCAACAUCCCAGAGACUGCAGCGCCCUUCUCUAGUGGCGGAUUCAGCAACUAUUUUGCUCGUCCUGCGUACCAGGAGUCUGCUGUCUCUGCGUACUUAGCAAUGCUUGCCCCCGGCACCUACGAAGGUCUCUAUAACUGCACCGGACGUGCAUUUCCUGACGUGGCAGCACAAUCGGAAAACUUCUCUAUCAUUUAUAGAGGCCAGGCGAGUCCGAUCGGUGGUACAUCCUGUGCUUCGCCCGCCUUUGCCGCAUUUGUGUCCAUGCUGAACGACGCACGCAUCAAUGCUCAAAAGGCUCCUCUUGGCUUUUUGAAUCCAUUUUUAUAUUCCACUGGCUAUAAUGCAUUAAACGAUAUCACCGAUGGGAGCAACCCUGGAUGUGGGACUCCAGGCUUCAAUGCCACUGUUGGAUGGGAUCCUGUCACUGGAUACGGCACACCUAACUUCGAGAAAUUGAAGGCCUUGGUCUUGGCCAUGCCUUAA